Molecule: messenger RNA, 911 nt
Organism: Ambispora leptoticha
Lineage: Eukaryota; Fungi; Glomeromycota; Glomeromycetes; Archaeosporales; Ambisporaceae
Source: the annotation of a GenBank genome assembly
AUAAAAAACAAAUUGAAAAGAACAAAAUGGGUUUAUUAUUAGCUGUCAAUGCUGGUAGUCAUCAUGAACCACGAGUAGUAAUUUUGCGUUAUAUUGGUGAUAAGAAAGAUAAAAAAAAUGUGCUUGGAUUAAUAGGAAAAGGGAUAACUUUUGAUAGCGGUGGUUAUGAUUUAAAACCUUCCAACUAUUUACAGUGUAUGAAGUUUGACAUGUCCGGAGCAGCGGUCGUAUGUGCGUCUUUUUUGGCCUUGGCUCAAAAAAAACCGAAAAUAAAUGUGGUAGCGGUGGCUUGCUUGACCGAAAAUGCGAUUGGAGGACACGCUACCCUUACCGAAUCAGUUAUAACCUCCAUGAGUGGUAAGACCGUAGAAAUUAAUAACACUGAUGCCGAAGGUCGUUUAGUUUUAGCCGAUGGAAUUACUUAUGCGAUUGAAAAAGAAAAAGUAAGCAAAAUUAUCACCGUGGCUACUCUAACGGGAGCCGUAGUAGCCGCAUUAGGGGAAAAUUUAACGGGGUUGCCAAUAACUGCGGAAAACACAAAAAACUUGAAAGAAAAUACGACCAUUGCCGACCUCAGCAACAUAAGCAGUAGUCGCUACAUGGGAGCCUCCAACGGAGCGGCCUUUUUACAAGAGUUUGUCGAAAAAUUACCUUUUAUUCACUGUGAUAUUGCCGGAACCGCCAAUAAAUCCAAAACUAAACGGGGAACCGGGGUCCUGGUAAAAACUUUAAUUGAAUUGGAAAAUAAAAAAGAAUUAACUGCCGAAGAGAAAGAAAAUUAUAAAUUAAUAACGAAUGAAGAUUUAAAUCAAGAAAAUAAAUAUACUGAAUUAGGUAAAGUAGAAAUCGGAAAGGGGGGAAAAGGUGAGAUGGAGAUAGCCGAAGUCAAGAAAAAAAAGGAGAGUUAUUGA